AUGCUCAACUCUUCAGAAUAGGCUGCCACAUCAACUUUAAAUGAUAAAUUGGAGGAUCUAAAGAAAAUAAUGAAGCAAUAUUAAAAGUAUACAUCCGAUUCAUAAAACGAAUUUGAGUAACAUUUUAAGAAAUAUGGACCAUUCAAUAAAUAAUACUCUUAGUAGAUUUCAUUAACAGUUAAUGAUCCAAUUAGCUUAGGUAUUUUACUAUAUUUAAAUCAAGGAUAAAAUUUGAUGGAAUUCAUCUAGCUCUUUGAAUUAAUAUCAAAAACUACUCUUUCAUAAUGUUCAGAAUUUUCGUAAUUCUUUUCUCAAAGUAUCGAGCAAUAUAAUGAGAAGAUGAGUAUUUUCACCAAAAUAAUAACAGAUGGUAAUUUCUAAUAGUCUUAAUAACUUGCUCAACAUAGAUAAAAUUGGAAAAAAGCCAAAGAUAAAUAUGAUAAGCUAUGUAAGGAGAUAGAAGUGACAUUGAGUUCAAGUAAAAAGAAUUCAGGAGAUGCCUUGACUGGAUAUGAUCUCAACAUAUCCCAAAAAAACGAUUAGAAAUUGAAGGAAUUAGUUAAACAAGUAGAUCCUGCAGAAUAGCAAUAUAAGGAUGCUUUUGAAAUUUUGACAAUCAAAACGAAGGAAUUCAAUUAAGCUAUUGAUGAUUCUAGAUAGUAAUUAAUUCAAGCUCAUUAAUCGACCUAUUAAAGAUUUGUAGAAAUUGCAAUUAAACUUGAUCAACAUAAGUUAUCAGCCAAUUAUUAGAUUAAAGCUUAGAUUCAUGAAAAGUAGGAAAAGAUCUUAACUAUGCCAAAAUAUGAAUACGAAAUUGAAGAUCGAAUAAUUACAUCUAAAUAUGAAUAGGAUAACUAAUUUAGAUACAUUAAUACCAUGAAUAAAAUAAUUGAAAAAAAACCAAUAACAGAUGCUGAAUAUACAAUGUUUCCAGAUAUACUUCACAAACAUAUUGAUGCUCAAUUGAAUUUUAUCAAUGAAAGACUCAAAAAUCAAAAGGCUCUACCAAGUUAUCUAGUAGAAAUAUCCAAUCAAAUGGAUGCAGUAUCAAAAAAUUUAUAAAAGUCAAUCAAAUCAGCAUUAUAAUUUAUUUAAGAUAAAUCAGACAAAGAUAAAUCAAACUUCAUCAAACCAAUUCUAUAAGUUUAAGAAUUAUUAGUUAAAUAAAAUGAUUAAUAUUCUAAAAAGUAUUCAUCUUAAUCAUAAUUUAUUUAAUUGAAAGCUUAAGGUCUAGAUUAGUUGAUAAAGGAACAAAAGAUUUAAGAAAAAAGCUUUUUAAACAUGUACCAAAAGAUGCUAAAAGAUUUUUAAGCCUUCAAAUAAUAAAUGUUAGAAAAUGAGUCAAAACCAUAAGUUAAAGAAAAUUACCUUUAAUAAUUAAAAAAAUCUAUUUAAGAGAAUUGUACUGCUAUUAAAUUCUCCAUUGAUUAGAUUAGAGCUAACGAAUUCCAAAGAUCUAGUCAUUUUAUAUAAACUAUAGAGUAAAUAAUUAGUCACUAUUCUACAUUUAUGGAAGAAAUUAUAUCAUAAAUAAAAUAAUAGGAUGAAACUCUAUCUUAAAUUUAGGAAAAGAUUGGAUAAACUGAUUAUGGAACAAUUAUUAACACUAAGCUUGAAAAAAUAGAUUUGAAAUUCUAAAAGAACUUCGAAAUGACUGAUGAAAUCAAAUCUAAAAUAGAAACAGCUAAUUUACUAUAACAAUAGGAAGAAAGUGAAAGUGAUGACAUUAACUUAGAGGAAGGUUCUGUCAAAAUUUCUUAAAAACUGAUUGAAAAGUUUAGAAUCUUAGAUGGAGACAAAUGUAUUGCCAGUUAUGCAUGUGCAUUCGAUAAUAAAAUUCUAUUGUAAGGAAGGAUGUAUAUUUUUUCAUCUAAAGUUUGUUUUCACUCAUAUUUUAAUGGAAAAACUCUAUUUGGGACUACUGCUUUAGGCAUUCCUUCAAUUGAUAUAUAAAGUAUUAGAAGAACUAAGGCAUAUAUGGUAGACGCAGCACUUGAAUUUAAAACAUCAAAAGGAACCUUAGUCUUUGCAAGUUUAUCGAAUAGAGACAGAACAUUGGCAAGCUUGAAACAGGUAAAAGGAUUAGAACAAGGAAUUAUUGAAGAAAAAACAGAAAAUGACCCAGAAAGAAAUACACAGUCACCUAUUUUAGAAUCAUAACUAUUAGCUAAACCUUAAGAUAAAUAAUCAGGAAUGAGAAGUCCUUCACCAAAACCUUAAACCAGUUUCACAGAAGCUAUAAAUUUAAAGAGUUUAGAUUAAUCAAAUGAUAAAUUAUAAUAAAUUGAUAGGAGCCCUAAAGGUUAAAUUGCCUAAUAAUAAUAAUAAUAAUAAUAGUAAUAAUAAUAAUAAUAAUAACCUAUAAUUUAAUUAUAGCAAAUUCCUUAAAUAAUAAUUAAUGAACCAACCUAACAAAUAUAGGAAAUGAAGUCUUCUCCUGAAUCUUCUUCCUAAUAGAAAUUAAAUUAAACUACAAAUUCAUAAGUAACAACUGAAAAAAAAUAACAAUAAUCUGAAAGUUAAGAAUAAUCUAAUCCUGCUUUACCCAAGGUUUCUCAAUUUGAGGUUGAUAAGAAUAAUAGUCUAUAUAAUGAAAUAAUGAUUUAAAAUAAAUAGAAUAGAUUCAUGAAUUAAGCUAACAUCGUUAAAUUCAAAAUUCAAUUGAAGGUGACAGUUACAGAAUUUAUUGAUUUCUUUUUAUUAGAUACUCCUUAUGAAAAUUGUCUUUCAUUUCCUCAUUACUAUUAACAAGUGUUAUGUUAGGAUAAGGAGGUUGAAUUUAAAAAAUAUUAACCAUAACCUUAACUUGGAUAGAUUUCAAAAAGAACAAUUAAUUUUAUUCAUCCAGUUAAAGAAAAACAAAUGUUUGCACCAGAUGUAGUUCAUUGUUUUGCAGAAGACAUUCUAUAUUAUUUUAAUCAAGAUGAAAUUUUGAUAGAAAAGGAAGUCAAAUUUGCUAAAAUACCUUAUGCAGACAGUUUUUGUUGCAGAGUAUUUUGGCAUAUCCAUUAAAUAGAGGGUGGUGGAUGUCAGGUAAAUUAUGGAUUUUAUAUUCAUUUUAUGAAAUCAACUGUUUUUAAAAGUAAAAUUGAAAGUGGAAGUAAAAAAGAAAACACUGAAGUUUGGGAGAAAUGUUUGAAAUAAAUAUACGAAGAAGGGCAAAAUAAGAUAAUAGCUAAAAGAAUAUAGAGUGAGAGAUCCCAACCAAAAACUGAAGUUGCAAGUUUGUUUUCAGCAGAACCUCAAGUUGAAAAAGUAAUUUAACAAAGGGAAAAAUAUGAGACAUAAUAGAUAAAUUUAGAAGAAUUGUAGUAAGAAUCUUAAAUGUUAACAAAUAAUUAAACUAAGUAAUAAAAUUAAGAAUUAUUGAUUGAUAAAAAAAUUAAGGAUGAUGUUAUUGAUAAAUAGCAAAUAUUAUCUGGCUAAAUAGAGUUGAAUUCAAAAUUAGAUAAAUUGAUUCAAUUAUCCUAUGCGCUAAUUGGUAUUUUAAUAAUUAAUGUUUUGCUUACAUUAGGAAAAUGA
Molecule: messenger RNA, 3522 nt
Organism: Paramecium tetraurelia
Lineage: Eukaryota; Ciliophora; Oligohymenophorea; Peniculida; Parameciidae
Exons: 3
Source: RefSeq, a predicted model, not a curated record